Solea senegalensis (Senegalese sole) is the source of this 3327-nucleotide messenger RNA. It is a transcript of the gene shha, whose product is annotated as sonic hedgehog signaling molecule a. Lineage: Eukaryota; Metazoa; Chordata; Actinopteri; Pleuronectiformes; Soleidae. Gene Ontology annotation, biological process: protein autoprocessing; cell fate specification; multicellular organism development. The transcript is spliced from 3 exons. Bases 272 to 1525 code for a protein of 417 amino acids. Gene Ontology annotation, molecular function: calcium ion binding; patched binding. The record is from RefSeq and is a predicted model, not a curated record.
AAGCAGUAAAAGCGGUCGCCUCACACAAGCGGCUGCAGCUCGACUCGAGAUCCCGUGGCUUUUAAUUCCCUCACUACUUUUUUUAAACCCUCCUUCGAUGCGCCCCGUUAUUACCAUUUGUCUGAGGCGUUCAUUUCCGCACCUGCCACGGUAGAGACCAGGCGAAGGCGAAGUAGAGGAGGAGACAAGGACAUAGCGAGAGCCGGGAGAGGCAGGCGGUAUAGAGAUAAGCGGCGGCAACUCGUUUGAGAUCUUAAAGGACAAAACAAAAAUGCUGCUCUGGACCAGAAUCGUCUUGGUCGCUCUCAUCUGCGUGUCCUUGGUGUCCUCUGGGAUGGGAUGCGGACCGGGCAGGGGCUACGGCAGGAGAAGACACCCGAAGAAGCUGACACCUCUUGCGUACAAGCAGUUCAUCCCCAACGUGGCGGAGAAGACCCUCGGGGCAAGCGGCAGAUACGAAGGCAAGAUCACAAGAAACUCCGAGCGAUUUAAAGAACUGACUCCCAAUUAUAACACAGACAUCAUAUUCAAGGAUGAGGAGAACACCGGUGCCGACAGGCUAAUGACUCAGAGAUGCAAAGACAAGCUGAACUCGCUGGCCAUCUCAGUGAUGAACCAGUGGCCCGGGGUGAAGCUGCGGGUCACCGAGGGCUGGGACGAGGACGGACACCACUUCGAGGAGUCCCUGCACUACGAGGGCCGCGCCGUGGACAUCACCACGUCAGACAGGGACAAGAGCAAGUACGGCACUCUGUCCAGGCUCGCAGUGGAGGCCGGAUUCGACUGGGUCUAUUAUGAGUCCAAAGCCCACAUCCACUGCUCUGUGAAAGCAGAAAACUCUGUGGCGGCAAAGUCGGGCGGCUGCUUCCCAGGCUCGUCCACGGUCACGCUGCAGGACGGCACCAAGAAGGCGGUCAAGGACCUGCAAAGCGGAGACAAGGUGCUGGCAGCGGACACGCACGGACAGCUGCUCUACACGGACUUCAUCAUGUUCAUAGAUCGAGACUCGGCGACCAGGAGGCUCUUCCACGUCAUUGAAACCGACGCGGGCCAGAAAAUCACCCUCACCGCGGCGCAUCUCCUGUUCGUGGGCCACAACGACACGUCCACGGAGGACGCGGCCAAGCGGAUGUCUGCGGUUUUCGCGAGCCAGGUCCAGCCUGGACAGAAGGUGUUCGUGUUCGACGCAGAGCGAAGUGGACUCCAGUCUGUGACCGUAAAACGGAUUUACACGCAAGAGCACGAGGGCUCCUUCGCGCCUGUGACCGUGCAGGGGACGGUGGUCGUGGACCAGGUCCUUGCGUCCUGUUACGCAGUGAUCGAGAACCACGAGCUGGCGCACUGGGCACUGGCACCGGUCAGGCUCGCCCACUGGGUGUCCUCGUUGCUUUUCAGCUCCCAGUACCAGGCCAGUGCGCAAAACGACGGCGUGCACUGGUAUUCCAAGAUCCUUUACCAGUUAGGAACAUGGCUCUUGGACAGUCACGCCAUCCAUCCACUCGGGAUGUCGGUAUACCCGAGUUGAAACCUCUGCCACAGAGGAGUGGGACUCAAAUGUAGGACACGUGAACUAUUCAGUAGAUUAAAAAGUUAAAAAAAAACAAAACAACAAAUAAAAAAUAGUAAUUAAAGAAAAAAACGAACAAAACAAGAGGCCCCAGCGGAGUUGGGAUAUUUAUUUCAGUGACUUUUCCAAGAUGUGUCCCCCCCGUCCGUCUCCAACCCCCCCUCCCCUCCCUCCCUCCCUUUCAAAGAAUGAAUGGAGCCUUAAAAAAGUUUCUCUUUGAAUAAUUUAUUCUCAUGUGAACUCGCUGCUGACUCACGAAUGGAUUCUGAAACGGUGUGAUCAGCGAAUUGUGCAUAUCUAUUUUUGUAUAUCUCAAAAUGUAAAAAAAAAAGAAGAAAAAAAAGAAGAAAUAAAUGUUCCAAAAAAAGAUGAAAAAAGAAAUAGCGCAAAGAGAGAGAAAGAAAGAGUGUGUAGAAACUUUGACAGGCUGCAAUGUUCAUAUGUGCAUAUAUGUGCAAACUGACUGUUAUAUUUUGGGGAGAACAAACUUCGCGGGGUUCCAUAAAUUAUAUUUUUAUACACAGAAUUGUAAAUUAGAUUUUGACAGAUCGCUACCGAAUCACAUUUCGUUAUUUGAAAUAGUGUAAGAUAUGAGAAUAUAUUUUAAUUUAAAUACAGUAGUUUGGGGGGAAGUAUUGGAAAACAAAAAUCUUGUAUUUGCUUGGUUUUAUUCAGAAUUGUAUUAUUUUAGAAACUGUUGGUUUUAAGUUGUCGGAGAGGGACAGAUAUUCUGCCUCGUGUCUGCAUUAUCUUUGCAUUUUUUUUGUUGAGUGUUUUCUGUUGUUUUUUUCCCCCUCGUUUUCUUCUGAGAGAAACAUUAAAAAAAUGCAGAUUCUGACAAUUCAGUAACAGCUACAGUAGAACUGAGACGGUUUCGUUGAGAUAAAUUAAUAAGUAACUCCCUGUAAAUGUACUAAAAAAAUGUAUUUUUCUUUUCAUAUUUUGUAAUAGGGAAAUAGUUUUAUAGAGAUGACCUGCGGCAGAUGCACAGUUUGGAUAGUCUAUAUAGGCAGACCAUACCAGUUAACUUUCAUAACAGGGCGAUGUGUCAAAAAAUGUCUAGAGUUUAUUAUUUAUAUGUUUAUUACAAAAAAUGAGAUAAAGAAAAUCUUCAAACUCGCAGUUGUUACAUGUCUUUGUUUGAGUGUGAAACACAUCUAACAGUGUUGUUAAAAUAUCUCUUUUCUUCCCAGCUGGGAAAUCCAGUAAAAAAAACAUCUUGAUUACAAGUAUUUAUUUUAUUUAUUCUUUACUAAAAUGGCGCUAAUGUGGCGCUUUGAAGUACCUUUUGCGUGCUUGCGAAAUGUGGAGAGUCCAUGUCGAAUUUAACGAGGUUUGCCCUCCGCAAAUAAUUCCCCGACUUUGCAGACAAAUUAAACAGAAGCGUGUUUGUUGGUUGGUCGGUUUGGGGUCAGAUUGCUCAUCAUCGGAGCCUCCACAGGAAACACAGCCACUGUGGGUCUGAAUCACAGCUCAGUAAGACAUGACUUAAUCUCAGCAAACACCUGUAAUCCCACAUUAUUCUCACAGGGACUAAUAGUGCGCAUGUUGCGCCUGAUAGUGAGGUUUCUUGAUAGUGAUGUACCCGCAUCUUGCUUAUUUUAUCACUCACAGCGUCUGUCUCCCACUGUCGCUUUCUUGAGCUGCGCAAGUGCGACACCCUGUGGCCAAUCUGGAUACUGCAGCACAGGAAAUGUUGAGAACACACUGUCAUUAAGCUAACAGCAUGACCUGUUAUUAAAGUAACUAUCUUAAAUGUA